Messenger RNA from Rhipicephalus sanguineus (brown dog tick), 1105 nucleotides. RefSeq lists its product as uncharacterized. The record is from RefSeq and is a predicted model, not a curated record. NCBI's taxonomy places the organism in Eukaryota, Metazoa, Arthropoda, Arachnida, Ixodida, Ixodidae. Bases 236 to 1084 code for a protein of 282 amino acids. The transcript is spliced from 11 exons.
UCGAAAAAAAGAUAUUUAGUUGAUAAACCUUGUUUUCUACGUGAAAUCCCUAUCUACAAAAAGCGUGACAUUGGAGAAACAAUGCUCGGCGAAUUGCUACACCAACGUGAGCGAAAACCCCCAAAACUAUGCUUUUACAGCAGCUUAUCAAACCAUCAGCAACGUUUCGCCGCAAGUUCUUUGCUAUCAGUACUAGGACUCGCGAAACUACUGAGUAGUGACCAGUUUAAAGACAAUGGAACUACCCAUGAUGUGGAUAAGCAAUAGCAUCUUCGCUGUUGCAUUUAUGCUCGUGGGAAACUUCUGCGCAGUUCAGUGCUACCGUUUACCGAGUUCCCUUGGGAAGUUACAACCUCAUAAGCCAAACAACCAUUUUCCGAGCUGUGAUGACAUCCUGCAGACGGACUAUCAAAGAACAAGCUGCUAUUACCAAUGUUAUUCUUCCAAACGCGGAUUGCUAAAGGGAACUCACAGAGAUGGAACGCGAUGUGAGAACGAGAAAUUUCCUGGACGACGAGGGCAUUGCAUGAGAGGCGUGUGCAUAUCGCUUGAAGAUGAAGUUCCCAAUUUUAAUUCAACCAAACCUAAACAGCGCUGUAAUAGCAAGUACCAUGGCAAGGGAUAUGCACCAAGUUGCAAAUAUACGUGCACGUAUUUCGGGAAACCGAUGCAAAUGAACUACACUGCCGGAACACCUUGUGUUGUUCUCGAUGAAUACGAGGAUCGCGUGAAUAGUGUGGGAAUUUGCCUACGAGGCAUCUGCGAACCAUCUUACAAACUCGAAUCAACGCAUUCGAAUAUUAGGAACAAGGUUUUUCAUAAAAAAUAUCACAAGUGCCAGGAAGAGGAACACUAUGGCAGGAAUAUGCUUGGGGAUUGCCACUACUUUUGUCAACGAGACGAUGAAUGGUUUUACGGUUUUUAUAAAAGCAGCUACAACAGUGCGUGUCAGACGUUUACUCCUCAGCGCAUGUCAGGAUAUUGCUGCAAAGGCAAAUGCAUAGCGAAGCCACUUUGCGGACGCAACAUUGGUGACAUGCCGGUUGACUUCAGCCCCGCAGGCGAAAAACUUUCAACAUUGUGAAAUAAACACGAAAAAAAUUGC